UAUUCUCUCUUGCUUUCUCUCUUGCUUUCUUCCUCCACAUUUUGAUGUGAUAUUCUCCACUAACAAUAUCCCAUUACAAACUUUUACAAAAGUGAAUUUUACAUUAUUCAAGAAAUUAAACUAUGGUUUUUUCCUCUAUUUCUGCCUAUCUUGAUCCAUCCAAUUGGCAACAGCAAGUUGGAUAUAACAUCCCAAAUCCUCAACUUCCAUCAGCACCAUCACAACCUACACCGCCGCGGCCACUAGUGAGUAGUACUCCACCACCAACACUACCUCAGCCUCAUCAUGUGGUUGGUGGGGGAGGUACAAUCCGACUGGGCUCGAUGGCAGAUCGAGCCCGGUUAGCCAACAUACCAAUGUCAGAGGCAACUCAAAAAUGCCCUCGUUGUGAGUCAACAAACACAAAGUUUUGCUACUUCAACAACUACAGCCUCUCCCAGCCUCGUCACUUCUGCAAGACUUGUAGAAGGUACUGGACGAGAGGGGGCGCUCUGAGGAGCGUCCCCGUGGGUGGAGGUUGUCGCAGGAACAAAAGAAGUAGCACUAGUAGUACAACUACUACUAGUGCUAAAUCCAGCAACAAUAAUAAUACUUCCAAAUCUCAAGCUUCUAGUCAAGCUACUAAUUCUGGUUCGACAAGCAAUAACAACAGUACUUUUUCAAGUCCAUCAGCAGCAGCUAGUUUAUUAGGUCUUAUAAACCCUCAAAUUCAUUCUCUCCGCUUUAUGUCCCCUUUAGGACAAUUGACUGAUCAACACUUCACCCCGAACGAAAAUGUUAACAUGAAUUACACCUCAAUUUCUUCGUCAUCACCAGCUCCAGUCGUCGCGGGAACCAAUGAAAACAUGAAUUUUCAGCUCGGAAUGGGUAACAACUUAGAGCAAUGGCGGCUACAUCAACAACUGGCGAACCAAUUCCCUUAUAAUUUAUAUGGGGGAUUGGAUUUGUCUUCUGCUUCUGCCUCUGGCUCUGGCUCUGGGCUUUACCCUUUCCACCCGACUCAUUACACAAGUAAUGAUGCGGGUGGAGGUGGUGUCAUAAGUCAAAUUAGGCCAAAAGUUUCAAACCCUAUGUUGACUCAACUGGCAUUGAUGAAAAUGGAAGACAAUCAAGAUCAUGUUGCAACUAUGCCACAUCAGUUUUUAGGAAACGAAAACUGGCUGAGUAAUGGUGGUAAUGCUAAUUGGAAUGAGCUCUCCGCGAGUUUUAGCUCUUCUUCCACUAGUAAUUUACUAUAAUUACUAGUCGAUGAAAUUUUCAGAAGAAAGAGCCAAAAUAGUCGUGGAUGCAGAGUUAGCACUAUCUUGUUUCCAUUUCAGUUUUUCACCUUCUUUUACUAUGUCGAUGUUUGUCAUUUUGAAGCUGACAAUUUUGUCAGCAAAAGUUUUAACUGUAGAGGGAAUUCAUAUGCUAGGAAGAAAAAUUGUCUCAAAAUUAAACCCUAGAGUUUUUUUUUAUGGGGUUAUCUUUCCAUUUAUUUGUUGUUUGCUUUGUUUUAAUUUAUGCUGAUAUGAGAAUGGAUGUACUUUUUAGUAGC
Molecule: messenger RNA, 1537 nt
Organism: Solanum dulcamara
Lineage: Eukaryota; Viridiplantae; Streptophyta; Magnoliopsida; Solanales; Solanaceae
Product: dof zinc finger protein DOF2.4-like
Exons: 2
Coding region: 123-1238 (371 amino acids)
Biological process (GO): regulation of DNA-templated transcription
Molecular function (GO): DNA binding; DNA-binding transcription factor activity
Source: RefSeq, a predicted model, not a curated record